CUCUGAAAUUUAAAUCAGUUCAAUCAAAUUCUAUCAUCUUAGCUUCCAGAAAUUGUAAUAAUAUAUAUAUAUAUAUGGAUAGCAACGAUGAUCCGUUAGAAAUUUCUUAGAUGUAAAAACAUCUUUUUGUUUAUGUUGCAAAAUAUGUGAACGUGUUGAACUAGUCAAUGCACGGGACGGUGUUUAGGUUCCAUUCAUAAGACUUGGUCGUUCACAAGAAACAACACAAGACCAGGCAGAAGAAAACAACCAGUUGAAUUCCUCUACACCAAUUUGGAACCAUUCUAGAAAGCAACCUUAGUUAGAAGAAUUGAUGGAAGCUUCGGGUAUGCGUGUCUUAUGGUUUGUUUUUCAUAUUUGAUGACUCACACACAAAAACGAACAUUAGUAAUUUAGUAGCAGUGAAGGCUAAGAAUAUACGAAGUACAAACACAAGAGAUGGCAUGUUCUGUCCCUUUUAACAACAAGAAUUUGGACAUAAGUUUCUUUGUUUUCAAGCCUACUAUUGUAAUCAUAGAUGACCUUGUUCAUGGACUCAAAGCCUUCUCCUUAACCACUGAGAGCCUUGGUUGUGUUCAAAGCUCUAUAUUUAGGAGCAUCCAUGGAAAUAUGAUCAUAUGGUAUGGAGCAUGGCAGAGGCGGUCGAGUAAGGAAAAAGAGGAGCUGACCUCAACCCUUAAAUCAAUGCUGACCAGCAUAUCAAGCAUGGCAGUGUUAAUUGAACACAGUUUCCUUGAAGCAUACGGUGGAGAAUCAAGAGAUGGCUCUUCAACUGCAAAAUUCUCCACUGGGGACAUAAUAUCAUUGAACUCAGCAGUCACCACUACUAAUGACCUCAAUGACCUCUGCUACGCUGUCUUAGCAAUUUUAAGGUCUCGCUUUGCGAAAAUGGAAGGCAUAACCGCAGGCCUUUGCUUCAAGGGACAAAGCAAGCCCAGAGUGGUGUGCAUUCAUGUGUGGAAGUCUCUCCAUUUUUGUUACUGUUGGAUUCUCAACUCUGACCACAGAAAAUGGAUGAUGCCAUAUCUUGAACGCUUCUCUAUCGACAUGAAGUAUGAUAUUUUCCGAGUAGUCUAUGUUAGUGGUGACAAUGUGGUUGAUCUUAACUGCAUUUCUACUCAUCAGAUGUUAGAAAAUGGGAAUGAGAGUAGUAGGCAAGGCCAGGUUAUGCAGAACUGAGACUGCUGCUAAGGGUUUUCAAGUUUAGAAUCAUCAUAUUUUGCUCAAGUUUUUCCCCCUCUUAUCCUGUAAAUAUUGUAUAUUACUUUUUCAACUUCAAUUUACAGAAUAGAACUCAAAAUUGCAUUUUACAUAAGUAACCAUGCUCUGAGACCUUCAACUUUUAACAAAGCAAUACUGGUGUGGGUAUGGCUUUGGACUGCAUGGUCUUAAGUUCCAAUGAAAGUAUGAAUCAUACGGCAAGAUAGUUGUUUUCACUAUGAUAGGUAGAGAUUGAGCUAGGUUGGGUUGCUUAAACGGAUUGACUUUGUUACAGGAACAAUGAUCUGAUAAGCCAUUUUCAAAA
This is a messenger RNA of Glycine soja, 1525 nucleotides long. RefSeq lists its product as uncharacterized. The transcript is spliced from 3 exons. The coding region runs from base 439 to 1179 and encodes 246 amino acids. The record is from RefSeq and is a predicted model, not a curated record. Lineage: Eukaryota; Viridiplantae; Streptophyta; Magnoliopsida; Fabales; Fabaceae.